Cynara cardunculus var. scolymus (artichoke) is the source of this 1446-nucleotide messenger RNA. RefSeq names its product equilibrative nucleotide transporter 1. Gene Ontology annotation, biological process: nucleoside transmembrane transport. The record is from RefSeq and is a predicted model, not a curated record. Gene Ontology annotation, cellular component: plasma membrane. The transcript is spliced from 2 exons. NCBI's taxonomy places the organism in Eukaryota, Viridiplantae, Streptophyta, Magnoliopsida, Asterales, Asteraceae. Gene Ontology annotation, molecular function: nucleoside transmembrane transporter activity. Bases 7 to 1284 code for a protein of 425 amino acids.
GCCGAUAUGGGUGGCACAACAAUCUCUCCCACGGCGGAAGCGACCGCCGCCGACGACUACGAAUCACCAUCGCGCCUCCUCCUCCCGAAACUCAACGCCAAAAUCCCUGAAGACUCCUACCAUUUAGCCUACAUAAUCUACUUUAUCCUUGGCACAGGUUACUUGAUUCCAUGGAAUGCAUUCAUCACCGCCGUCGAUUACUUUUCCUAUCUGUACCCCGAUGCCUCCGUCGACCGUGUUUUCUCCGUCGUUUACAUGGUUAUAGGGUUGAUCUCUCUUCUCAUUAUCGUCGUCUACUCGCACAAAUCUCAUUCAUUCGUCAGGAUUAACGUCGGUCUAGGUUUGUUCGUUGUAUCGUUGCUUGUUGUUCCUGUGAUGGAUGUAACUUACAUCAAGGGUCAGGUCGGGGUUUACGGCGGGUUUUAUGUGUCGGUGGCUGCGGUGGGGUUGUCUGGGAUCGCCGAUGCGUUGGUUCAAGGCGGAGUUAUUGGGACCGCCGGUGAAAUGCCGGAGAGGUAUAUGCAGGCUGUUGUUGCCGGAACUGCUGCUUCAGGAGUUCUCAUAUCAAUUCUAAGAAUCUUUACUAAAGCCGUGUACUCACAAGAUGCUCAAGGGAUUAGAAAAAGCGCCAAUCUUUACUUCGCAGUUAGCAUUGUCGUAAUGUUCAUAUGCAUCGUCUUGCAUAACAUAGCUCACAGACUUCCUGUCAUCAAGCACUACAACGAUCUAAAGAUCCAAGCCGUGAACGACGAAAAGGAAGAGAAGGGAGGGGACUCUGGUGCCCUAUUGCACUCAACGUUAUGGGAUAUCAUCGGGACGAUAAAAUGGUACGGUCUCGGUACCGUCAUCCUCUACGUUGUGACAUUAGCCAUUUUUCCCGGAUUUAUUACCGAAGACGUUCAUUCUCAAGCCCUCAAAGAUUGGUAUCCAAUCAUCCUUCUUACAUCUUACAACGUGUUUGACUUAGUCGGAAAAUGUUUGACUUCAAUUUACGUUAUCGCUAAUUCCAAGGUGGCGAUAGGUGCCUCGUUUGCUCGGCUUUUGUUUUUUCCGGUUUACUUGACGUGUUUACACGGUCCUAUGGUUCUUCGGACCGAAAUUCCAGUGACCAUCGUGACUUGUCUUCUCGGGCUCACGAAUGGCUACUUGACCAGCUGUUUGCUGAUGCUGGGUCCUAAAAUGGUGCCGCUACAACACGCGGAGACGGCUGGGACCGUGCUCGUGUUGUUUUUGGUAGUGGGUCUGGCAUGUGGUUCGGUCGUUAGUUGGUUUUGGGUCAUUUGAUUUUCGGAAUUUGUACCGUAAAUUGUAAACUAUGUUGUUUGUUUUCGAUCUUGUGUUUUGCUGUCGAUUAAAGGAUUUCGUCAGCUGUAAAAUGUGAAAUCAUUGUAUACAAAAUGCUUUCAAUGACCCUCUUAAUUCAUAUUGCAAUGUCUGUUCGUGCAA